Penicillium bovifimosum is the source of this 1749-nucleotide messenger RNA. Its product is annotated as alpha-glucosidase. The record is from RefSeq and is a predicted model, not a curated record. The transcript is spliced from 3 exons. Gene Ontology annotation, molecular function: alpha-amylase activity. NCBI's taxonomy places the organism in Eukaryota, Fungi, Ascomycota, Eurotiomycetes, Eurotiales, Aspergillaceae. Bases 1 to 1749 code for a protein of 582 amino acids. Gene Ontology annotation, biological process: oligosaccharide catabolic process.
AUGUCUACCCCGAGAAAUUCUAACCACCGUGCAUGGUGGAAAGAGAGCUCUGUUUACCAAAUAUGGCCGGCGUCCUUCAAGGACUCGAAUAACGAUGGCAUUGGUGAUAUCCCUGGUAUCAUAUCUGAGCUGGACUACAUCAAGAACCUAGCCGUUGAUAUUGUCUGGCUGUGCCCGUCCUACGAGUCCCCACAGGUGGACAUGGGCUAUGAUAUCGCCGAUUACUAUAGCAUCGCCGAUGAGUACGGUACGGUUGAAGAUGUCGAGAAGCUGAUAGCCGGAUGCCACCAGCGCGGUAUGAAGCUUCUCAUGGAUCUGGUCGUGAAUCAUACCAGCGAUCAGCAUGAAUGGUUCAAGCAGUCGCGCAGCUCCAAAGACAACAAAUACCGGGAUUGGUAUGUCUGGAAGCCGGCCAAGUAUGACGAGCAGGGCAACCGCCAGCCUCCGAACAAUUGGGUAUCUCAUUUCCAGGGGAGCGCUUGGCAAUGGGACGAGCAUACUCAAGAGUACUAUUUGCAUCUAUACGCCGUUGAGCAGCCAGACCUUAAUUGGGAGCACCCACCCGUCCGCGAGGCCGUGCACGAUAUCGUGCGGUUCUGGCUCAACAAGGGCUGUGACGGUUUCCGCAUGGACGUGAUCAACUUCAUUAGCAAGGAUCAGCGCUUCCCAGAUGGGCCCAUCCAAGAUCCCCGUACUCCCUGGCAAUGGGGAGACAAGUGGUACGCUAACGGACCGCGCUUGCAUGAGUACCUCCAGGGUAUAGGCCAGAUUCUGAAGGAAUACGAUACCUUCAGUGUCGGUGAGAUGCCUUUUGUCAAGGACGAGAAGGAGGUGCUUCGUGCGGUGCAAUUUGAUCGCAACGAGAUCAACAUGAUCUUCAAUUUUGAGCACGUUGACAUUGACCAUGGCAAACAUGACAAAUUUGAACCUGGUAGCUGGCAGCUCACCGAUCUCAAAGAUUUCUUUGAGCGUUGGCAGACUUUCAUGUAUGACAAUGAUGGUUGGAAUGCGCUCUACUGGGAGAACCAUGACCAACCGCGCUCUAUUGAUCGCUACACAAAUGCCAGUGAGGAACACCGGCUAGUUGCGUCCAAGAUGCUGGCCACCGCCCUGACCUUGAUGGCCGGCACCCCCUUCGUUUACCAAGGACAGGAGCUGGGAACCAGAAACGUGCCAAAGGAAUGGGGCAUUGAGGAAUACAAGGAUAUUGACUGUUUGAAUCAUUGGAAGAGAUUGCAGAAGCAUGACAGAAAUUCCCAAGUAAUCGCCCUCGGGGAAUACCAGAAGAAAUCCCGCGACAACGGACGCACUCCAGUCCAGUGGUCUGCUGCCGAAAAUGCGGGUUUCACUGGACCCGGUGUGAAGCCCUGGAUGUCUGUGAACACAGAUUACGUGCAGGUCAAUGCCGAAGCCGCGGUCAAAGAUCCCAACUCAACGUACCAUUACUGGGCAACUGUGUUGAAACUGCGCAAGAAGUACCUUGACAUCUUUGUCUACGGUAACUUUACACUCCUGGACAAACAAAGCCAGGAAGACUUCGCAUACACCCGCCAAUAUGGCGAUCAAAAGGCCUUGGUACUGUGUCACUGGACUGACAAGACCCUUGAAUGGGAUGCAACGAGCAACGGUAUUACGGGCGUGAAGGAAGUACUGCUGAACACCUAUGAGGGUGUUGAGGAAGCCUCCCAAAGGUUCUCUGGGGAUAAAUGGACCCUCAGACCCUUUGAGGCUGUCGUGCUACUUGUGUGA